Oncorhynchus masou masou (cherry salmon) is the source of this 3691-nucleotide messenger RNA. RefSeq names its product netrin-G2-like. Gene Ontology annotation, cellular component: basement membrane. The record is from RefSeq and is a predicted model, not a curated record. The coding region runs from base 1148 to 2749 and encodes 533 amino acids. The transcript is spliced from 8 exons. Lineage: Eukaryota; Metazoa; Chordata; Actinopteri; Salmoniformes; Salmonidae. Gene Ontology annotation, biological process: animal organ morphogenesis; tissue development; substrate adhesion-dependent cell spreading.
AGCGUCGAGAGCGAAGUUGCGCCGCCCGCCCCGGAGGUUAGCAGAUAAAAGCCCUGAAAGUGAUUGGAAGUGAUGGUGAAAAGGAUUUAGCCUAGGCAUUAAGAGAGAGAGAGAAGGGUUUGUGAGUACAUAAGAGGGAGAGAAGGGUAAGUGAGUACAUAAGAGAGAGAGAGAAGGGGAGAGAGAGAGGGACAGGGAGUAGACGAGAGAGAUUUUCCACCAAUGUUUUUUUUCUGCCCUUGAGCAUCCCGAGUAAACCCGAGCUUGUAAAGUGGGAGGAGAAGAAACGGGAACCACUAGCCCUCCCUCAAAGUCAAUAUUUUCACUUUUGAUUCUCCUUCAAGCUGGAAAUCACGCUAUUUUUCACCAACCGCCCGUUUCCAGAUCUCGGACACCGUUCUACUCUGUGCAGCCUUCCGCGGUGUAGUAAAAAAGUUACCCGCUGGAGAAGACCAACAAGGAGACCAGACCAGAGAACAGGAGUGGAGUACAGUAGCCUACACCUCGACAGGAGCCCGGUAGUGUAGAUGGAGCCGUGCAAGGCUCACGGCAGAGAGGCGGUCGUAUAAAGGGACAGAGAAGCUCUCCCGGAUCAGAUGAAUGUUCUAAGACAAUCACUGAGGCUCCGGGCCGCUGCAUCACGACCUGAUGGCUGUAUCUAAGGACGUAGUCCACUCUCCCUUAUCAUCCCAGCUCUCACCUCUCCCAGGCGAAAAGGACCUCUGAAGUAUGGAUUUGUUCUGCUGAUUCUCCAACCACCACCCCCACCACCGCAAACGCAGCACUGGCGCCACUAUGGUUGAAGUAGAUGUUAAGUUUCUCUGACUUCCGACGCCCCCCUGCUCUAUUAUUUGUGACUUUUCCAUAUCCGACAUCGAAACAAGUUAGUGUAAUUUCCUAAAGGAGCUGUGAUUAUUUGUUGAACGGCUGUAAAUUAACUCGAACACUUUUAUUUCUCUUGCGUUUUGUAUUUUUUCCAUCAUCCCCCAAACGUCCCCUUAAGCUCAGGUGCAGACGCAUCUUGGUGACAACGAAGUUACUUACUGUGUCCGUAUGAUCCUCAGUCGAGUUCCAUGCUCUUCGCCUCAACUCUGACUACUGUGGCCCCCCUCGCCCUUUUCCGCCAGACCCCACUCGUCCUCGUGCCAUGCUCCGCCAGGCCGUGUUGCUCCUCCUGCACUGCUUUGCCUCCUUGACGCUGGGCCAGUACGACCUGUGCAAGUCCCUGGUGAGCACGGACGAUGGCGCAGUGUGGGAGCAGUAUGCAUGCCAGCCCAAGGCCCAGUCCAUGAAGGACUACAUGCGGGUGAAGGUGGACCCGCCGGGCAUCACCUGCGGCAACCCGCCCGAGAGAUUCUGCACUCUGGAGAACCCGUACCUGUGCAGUGACGAGUGUGACGCCUCCAACCCGGACCUGGCCCACCCUCCUCAGCUGAUGCAGGACCGCGAGCACACCGGCCGCAUCACCUACUGGCAGACAGUCACAUGGGCCCGUUAUCCAGAACCCCUCUUGGCCAACAUCUCCCUAGCCUGGAACAAAAGCCUGGAGCUGACGGACGACAUCGCCAUUACCUUUGAGUACGGCCGCCCCACCGUAAUGGUGCUGGACAAGUCCAUGGAUCACGGCCGCACCUGGCAGCCCUACCAGUUCUACGCUGACGAUUGUCUCGAGUCCUUUAACAUGGCACCAAAGCGUGUCCCCGACCUAUCGCCUGCAAAUAUUACCCUUGUCAUCUGCACCGAGCAGUUCUCACGCUGGGUGGGAUCGAAGAACGAUAAGAACGUAAAGUUCGAGGUUCGGGAGCGUUUGGCAGUGUUCGCCGGGCCGAGGUUGCUCAACAUGGACAGCUUGUACACCCGUAUGGAGAGUAUGAAGGGCUUGAGGGAAUUCUUUACCUUCACUAACCUCAGGCUGAGGCUGCUUAGACCGGCCCUGGGGGGAACCUACAUGCAGAGGGACAACCUGCUCAAGUACUUUUACGCCAUCUCCAACAUCAAGGUGCCCGCAAGGUGUAAGUGUAACCUGCAUUCGUCGCUGUGCCUGCUGCAAGAGGGGAACCUCCAGUGUCAGUGUGAACACAACACCACGGGACAGGACUGUCAGCGCUGCAAGAAGGGCUUCAAGGCCAAGUCUUGGAAAGCUGGCUCCUACCUGCCCACACCCAACGGAUCUCCCAACACCUGUGCAAUCGCUGGUGCCCCCACAGGUGGUGGUUCUAACUGUGAGUGCUACGGCCACUCGAACCGCUGCAGCUACAUAGACUACCUGAACAUCGUAACGUGUGUCAGCUGCAAGCACAAUACAAGAGGACAGAACUGCCAGCACUGCAGACUGGGCUACUUCAGAAAUAACUCAGCUGAACUGGAUGAUGAGGGUGUCUGCAUCGAGUGUAACUGUAACCAGAUGGGUUCUGUCCAUGACCGGUGUAAUGGGACAGGCUUCUGCCAGUGUAAAGAUGGCACCACGGGGCCCAAGUGUGACGACUGUUUCCCUGGGUACUACUGGAAACAAGGCUGCUACUCUAAUGUGUGUGACGAGGAGCUGCUCCUGUGCCAGAAUGGUGGGACGUGCUCCCAGAACCAGAAGUGUAUCUGUCCUCCAGAGUUUAAGGGUGUGCUGUGCCAACAAUCCCGCUGCGAGGGGGGCAAGGCCUGUAACACCGCCUCCACCCUCCACCUCCUGGCCCUCGUCCCCCUACUGCUCUGCGUCCUACUACCACACCUUUUGGCCACAUUAACUGCACACUGAGUCACCUGCUGCCUCCUCAAAUACAGGGGUAACUGUUGUGUGUGUGGGCAAUCCCAGAGAGGGAAGAGUGGGAAAGGCCUGCUAGCUGGCCAAGGACCCUAUGAGCACACACAAACAUCACAAGACUGUUACUGACUCGUUGUGAGACUUCAGAGGAAGACUGAGGAAAAUCAAGACAACCAACCCACUGUCUCUCCCUUUAUACGAGAGACCUGGAGAAAUCGCAUACCAAAAAGCAUUAUUAUUACUAUUAAACGAGCAAAUGAGAACACUUUAAAUCAUUACUGUUCACUAUGAAGACGAAGGGAGGGAGGAAAUGGCUGAUGUAAAACAAUGACGUUUCCUUUGUCUUUAUUGAUUUGAGUUAAUGCACCCCACUUCUCUUGAGACACUGCACUUACUGCUGCGGAAAGAAAGACAGGGAUUGUUUGACUAGACAUGAGCGGGGAGCUAGAGGAAGGGGGAGGGCUAGGUCGUGAUUCGCUGCUUAGAAUAUUAACCAGGUUCCACGACUUCGACUCGAAAACAGACUUGUUUUUACAUUUUUCUGCUGCUGUUUUUUAUUUCAGCAUCUUUUUCUGUCAUUAAUUAAUUAAUUAAUCUCAUGUGCCCACCGACAGACUGAGAUGAUACAUUUAAUUAUUACAAUAUCCAGAGGUUUAUCAAUAUUAAGAGUUUAGUCACUAUUACGGUCGUUAUAGGAAUGAGUGUUGCCACCGUUUAGCAAGAUUUAAUCUUCACACAGUAUUCAGGAAUAAAACAAUCUAACUUACCAACAGUCUAAAAAGAUAGAGAAAGCGGGAGAAAGUAUCAAUAUUAUAAGUCAUUAUUUGAAUAUUUUUUGUGGAGAUUCUUUUUGUUUAGUUAUAAUACAUGAACUAUUCCAGAGGAGCAUUUUAUUACACUGUAAGCUUUACAGUAAAUGUGAAUUAUUUACCUGUG